AUGGCGACCUAUUCGCAGGUAGACCAUGCCUAUAUGGCUGGCGACCGUGGCGAGCCGCUUCAUCAGGGACAACCCCUCGAACAACCCGCUCCCCUAGUCCACCAGGGAGAUCCAGCACAGAUUCCUCUCAUCUGUUACUCUUGCGAGAAGCAGCAGAGAUUCUCCGACCUUUCUCACCUUCUGACGCAUGUUAGCUCUAAGGCGCACUUGUUGGAGCUCCACAACUUGCAAAUCAUCAGUCAGAUCGAUGAAGCUGCCGCUAUGCGUUGCCAACAGUUUGACAUAUGGUACAAGACGUAUAACAUCCAGCAAUUAGUUUUACAACGUAUGGAGGCACGUGGCGAGAAGGGUGCGCAGCUGAGCCGACGAAGCCAAACCCCAAGAGAUUCACCUAUGAGCCGCCCCACAACACGUCGCGGUGGCCGUGGAAGCCGUGGCGGCCGUGGCAGUCGUGGCCGUCGUGGGGAUGCUAACUCCCGCGGUCGCGGUCGCGGUCGCAGAGUCCAGGAUAUUACAGGCCUUAAGUAUGAGCCGGAUGAGGGAAUGGCCUAUUUAGGCGCGUACAAUGGCGUGGAAAACAAUGCUAUCCAAUCUUGGCCGAAUCAGCUUAACGCGUUAAUGCCUAACGAGGGGGACCUGGAUAUGAUGUCCCGUGGCGAUUUCGAGAGUGUCAGCGACGAAAACAUCUCUGUCAAAUGCGCAUCAUCAGAGGGGAGCCCGUCGGACAUCAUCACUGACAACAUUGAGAUGCAGGAGGUCGACGCAGGUAUUCCAUCCCUCAAAGGCACAGUCUUCCCUGGCAUGGGUCUCUUUGAUGCAGCUGAAGAGGAGCAGCGCCGCAAACGAAACCAACGAAAACCUCCCGCCGUCCUUCAGCAGCUUGAGAUAAAUUCAACGUUAGUAAGCACGGAUGAGAAUGUGUUCGAUGUCAACCUUGACCACCAACGAACUCGGGAUGUUUACGAUGAUCCAUCAACGGAUGAGGAUGAAGACGCUGAUGAAGAGGAAGACGAAGAGGAUGAUCUAGUAAUGAAACCCAGACGCCGAGGUCCUCAAACCCGUGCAGCCACGGCUGCAAAGAAGACUAGACAUGCUGCCAUGUCUCGUGAUACUCGUAUCACACGUUCUAACCGAGUAACCACACAGGGCGCGCAGCUCAGAUUCCUCCCUCUAUCAGAUGACACUACAGUAGAGCGCCGUCGAGCUUCAGACACUGGCAGACGAAUGACCAGAUCAUCAUUUACACAUGGUUCAAUGCCACAGGCACAGACACAAGCACAGCUGCCGCUCCACAGUCAUGGAUUUCACGGCGAUAUUGGUCUUUACCAUGACCCGUUGAACAUGGACGCUGGAUUAGGUUGGGAUUUAUUCCCACCCUUCGCCGCAAACACGCCGGCUAACACUGAACAGAUCCUGCCACCAGUCCUUCCGGAAAACGGAGACGGCAGUGAGUCAUGGCAAAUGCCUCUCCAAUCCUCAUACAUGGGACAUGGACUCACUUUUCCUGACAGUCACGACCGCUUGCCAGGCCUCGCUUUGAGACCGGGCAACCCCAACCUUUCGUUCGCGUCCUCAAAUGCCGUCGCGAAACGAUCGCCGACCUCCUCCCAUUUCGGCGGAAAGGAGAACGAAAACAUGGGCUUGAAGCAAGCAGCCGCGCCCUCUAACCCUUACUUGCAGACAGCUACCUCUGCCCCAGGGGAGAAUUACAACCCUCUUUAUGUCCAGCCACGAGAUGGACUUGGAUUUAACAUGUACUCGUAUGAUGAGAGUGCAAAGCCGGCAAUGGCCACAAGCUUCCAGCCUAUCAGCAACCAGGGCGUGUUCAGUCCCCUACAGAUGGCACCACAGCAUAGUGCAGCCUACUCUUCAACCCAAGGAGGCGGCGACUUCGACCUCUAG
Annulohypoxylon maeteangense is the source of this 1902-nucleotide messenger RNA. RefSeq lists its product as uncharacterized. Bases 1 to 1902 code for a protein of 633 amino acids. The record is from RefSeq and is a predicted model, not a curated record. NCBI's taxonomy places the organism in Eukaryota, Fungi, Ascomycota, Sordariomycetes, Xylariales, Hypoxylaceae. The transcript has 3 exons.